This is a messenger RNA of Periconia digitata, 3731 nucleotides long. Lineage: Eukaryota; Fungi; Ascomycota; Dothideomycetes; Pleosporales; Periconiaceae. The record is from the annotation of a GenBank genome assembly.
AUGGGCAGCCCGGUCGCGCUAGUCCGUCACGUGAUGACAAACGCGAUGGCGCGUCACGCAACCUCUCUUACCCUGCCCUACUUGACCUCGCGACUUUUCUACAUCGGCUCUCUCUCUCCUCCACCAUCCUCCACCAACCCUCCACGGCCGCCGUCGACUCCUCUCGGCCUCGAUAGCUCGCCUGCCUUCGCCAUGGCCGACGAUAUCGUCAUCGACAAAACCCUUUUCCACGAGCGCCUUUCCAGCUUCAUUGCCAAAUGGAGGGCCGACAAGCGUUCCACCAACUCCAUCUUCCAAGGCGCUGACUCAAUCGCAACAGUCGUGGGAAAAGCCAGCGACCCAGGGAGUUAUUUGAAGCCUGCAGCUUUCCAGCUAUGGCUUCUAGGCUACGAGUUCCCCGCGACACUGUUUGUCAUCACUCCCGACUUGUUCCAAAUCGUCACAACCAAAAAGAAGGCUUCAUACCUGGAACCUUUGAAAGGCGGCAAGGUUCCCGUUGAGAUCCUCGUACGUGGCAAAGAUGCCGAGGAGAACAAGAAGCAAUUCCAAAACUGCAUCGAAACAAUGAAGAAGGCUGGCAAAAAGACUGCCGUGCUGAAAAAGGACAAUGCAACUGGUGCAUUCGCUGAUGAGUGGAAAGCUGCCUUGACGGACGCCGGCUUCAAGGACGAGGACCAGGUCGAGCUGGGCCCUGUGCUCUCCCAGGCGGCUUUGUCCAUCAAGGACGAGAAGGAGCUGCGUACCAUCAGAGAUGCGUCGCGCGCUUCCAGCGCUCUCAUGACUAAUUACUUCGUCGAAGAGAUGUCCGAAAUCCUCGAUGGCGAGAAGAAGAUCUCCCACAAAACCUUUGCCGACAAGGUUGCCAACAAGAUCGAUGACCAGAAAUUUUUCGAGAAGCAGAAGUUGUCCAAGAAUUUCGACAGUCUGCAGCUUGAUUGGGCGCUGCAGCCGACAGUACAAAGUGGCGGAACAUACGAUCUUAGGUUUAUGUCGGAACCUGACGACAACAAUCUACAUGCCGGCGUCAUCAUCUCGGCGCUUGGCUUGCGCUAUCAGACAUACGGUGCCAUGGUUGCCCGGACAUACAUGGUACAACCGGUGAAGAACCAGGAAGCUACAUAUAAAUUCUUGCUCUCAGUCCAUGAUCUGAUCAUCAAGAAAAUCAAGGACGGUAUCUCCUCUUCUGAGGUCUACAAUGCAGCUUUGGAUUACAUAAAGAAGAAGAAGCCUGAGUUGGAGAAACACUUCCCUAAGAGUGUGGGCUAUAGCAUUGGCACUGAAAACAAAGAUGCAACCCUCCUUCUCAGCGCUAAGAACAGGCGUCAACUAAAAGACGGCAUGACGUUGGUGAUCAGCACCAGCUUCCAAGAUCUUGUCAACGACAAGCCCCAAGACAAGAAGAGCAAGACAUACUCCCUCAUUCUGGUUGAUACUGUCCGGGUCAGUCUCACGGACUGUGCAGUCUUCACGAAAGACACACCUUCAGACCUCGACUCUAUCUCGUUCUUCUUCGAUGAGUCGGAGGAAGAGACGAAGCCCAAACGUGAGCGUGAGCGUCCAGCCAUCGCUCAGACCAACAUCACAAAAACCCGAACCCGCCAUGAACGUCCGACCAACCAGGAUGCCGAGAAGGAAGCGCAACGACGUGAGCAUCAAAAAGAAUUACACGCCAAAAAGCAGAAGGAAGGUCUAGAGCAAUACGGCGAGGGCGCAAAGGCACUCAACGGCACGGAAGAGAGGAAAUUCAAGCGUUUCGAAUCUUACAAGCGAGACAAUCAACUACCAGUCAUGCGCAAUCUGGAGGUCUCCGUGGACAAGAAGAAUCUCACCGUGAUCCUUCCCAUUAUGGGGCGACCGGUGCCCUUCCACAUACACACCAUCAAAAAUGCAUCCCAUACCCCUGAAGCCGAUUUCACCUCGCUCCGCAUCAACUUCCUAUCACCAGGACAGGGUGUUGGUAGGAAAGACGAUCAGCAGCCAUUUGAAGACCCGAACGCACAUUUCAUUCGAAGUUUGACUUUCCGCUCACACGAUGUCGACCGUAUCGAACGAAUUACUAAAGACAUCACCGACCUCAAGAAGGAUGUUGUCCGGCGCGAACAAGAGAAGAAGGUCAUGGAAGACGUUGUUGAGCAAGACAAGCUCAUUCCCAUCAAGAACCGCAAGCCCUUCACAUUGGACAUGGUGUUCAUUCGUCCCGCCCUUGACGGUAAACGCAUCGCGGGAGGCCUCGAGAUCCACCAAAACGGUCUGCGUUACAUACACGGUGGGGGUGGUAUCAAAGUUGAUGUGCUUUUCAGCAAUAUGAAGCACCUGUUCUUCCAGCCUUCACAACAUGAGCUCAUUGUUAUCAUCCACGUACACCUCAAGAACCCUAUCAUGUUGGGUAAAAAGAAGACAAAAGAUAUUCAGUUCGUUAGGGAAGCUACCGAUAUGCAAUACGAUGAGACCGGUAACAGGAAGCGCCGUCACAAGUAUGGCGAUGAGGAGGAAUUCGAGCAAGAACAGGAGGAGCGAAGGCGUCGCGCGGCGCUUGACAAGGAAUUCAAGAACUUUGCGGAAAAGAUUGCAGAUGCUGCGCGCAACGAGAACGUCAGCGUUGAUAUUCCAUACAGGGAACUGGGCUUUAAUGGUGUCCCCUCUCGCUCUUCAGUUCUCGUAUGCCCCACAACAGACUGUCUCGUGCAACUCACUGAGGCUCCCUUCACCUGCAUAACCCUCUCCGAGAUCGAAAUCGUACAUCUUGAACGCGUACAGUUCGGUCUCCGCAACUUCGACAUGGUCAUUGUCUUUAAAGAUUACAACCGUCCACCAGUCCACAUCAACACCAUCCCCGUGGAGUCACUCGACCCAGUCAAGGAUUGGCUCGACUCAGUUGAUAUUCCUUUCACCGAAGGCCCGCUCAAUCUCCAGUGGGCAACCAUCAUGAAGACCGUUAUUGCGGAUCCCCACGCCUUUUUCGCUGAGGGUGGCUGGAAUUUCCUGUCCACGGAGUCGGACGAUGAAGAAAACGACGAGGAUGACGAGGAGAGUGCGUUCGAGGUGUCGGAAUCAGAACUCGCCAUCUCAGACGAGAGCUCCGAAGAAGGAAGCGACUUUGACGAGAACGCGUCAGACGAUAUGUCUGACGAAGGCUCGGAGGAGGACUUCUCCGAGGGCGAGGAUUGGGAUGAGUUGGAAAAGAAGGCGGCUCGAAAGGAUAGGGAGAGUGGAUUGGCUGAUGAAGAGGAGAAGCCGAAGAAGAGAAAGAGAUGAUUGCGCUCAUGCCCGGCGGGCGUUGAAUGCCAAUCACUGCGACAGAAAAUAUGGUAUUCGGGGAUGCAAAGUGGAGAUUAAGCGGAGCGAGCAAGGUCUCGCUCUCAUUGGCCUAGAAAUAGGCUUCUUUAUCUCUCUCCUUUAUUCUAGUUAACGGGAGUAUGUUUAUUUGGCAAAUUCCAUAUCUAGCUGGGUAGGACCGAGUACGGCAGACAAGGGUUUUUUGGGUCUUCAUUUCUUUUCCAAAGGAAAGAGUGCAAAACUGCUGGUCGAUUGACUUUGAACUUCUUAUCCUCUUUCAUUUUACUCUCAACCUCAUACCCCGUCUUUUAUCGUCUUUCAUUUUCGCUAUCCUCGUCUGUCCCCCCUUUAUUCCUGCCUCUCUUCGUUCGUUAGCCACUAUCGAACUCUGUAGGGUGAAUCUAAAAGUUGUGACCAGGCAGCCAACCUUUUGGCAUACUGAAAAUUUUACUUGC